AUGCCUGUUCACUACCUGAUUCUCCUUUCCCGGCAAGGCAAAGUGCGCCUCGCCAAAUGGUUCACCACUCUCUCCCCUAAGGAGAAGGCCAAGAUCAUCAAAGAUGUCACCCAACUGGUGCUGUCCCGCCGGACGCGGAUGUGCAACUUCCUCGAAUACAAAGACUCGAAAGUCGUCUACCGUCGCUACGCCUCCCUUUUCUUCAUCGCCGGCUGUGCCUCGACCGAUAACGAACUGAUCACCCUGGAGGUGGUGCAUCGAUACGUGGAGCAGAUGGACAAGUACUACGGCAACGUCUGCGAAUUGGAUAUCAUCUUCAAUUUCCAGAAGGCCUACUUCAUUCUGGAUGAGUUGUUGAUAGCAGGGGAAAUGCAGGAGACCAGCAAGAAGAACGUCCUUCGUUGUAUCAGUCAACAGGACAGUUUGGAAGAUAUGGAGUUCCUCCCGCUUCCAGAGUUCGAAGACGUGACCAGCUCGCUCAACUUCGAUACAAAUGACUGUCAUAUAGUGGGUGGGUGCGACGUCUACACGACCAAGGCCGCCCGCUCCGACCGGAAGCUGUACAACCACAUCGAGCAGUCCCUGGAAGCCCAAUAUGAAUCGGUGCUACGGUUUUCCGCCUCAUUGUCCCCUCCCAAUGCCCACGAUGCGGCCGAGACCCUGAACCUGUCGCGAUCCAGUCCGUUCGGCCCCCUGAGCGACCACUCCAGCCGUCGGACUUUCGCCUAUUUAAUCGCCACUCUCAAUGCCAGUAACCCAGACUACGACUUCUCACAAGUCCUGCGCCCGACAGACUUCCGACGCGAGCGGAACCUGAAGCGCACGAUGAACACGAUAGACUCCACACUUCUCAACCUGCGACCGCGCGAGAAUCUCACCCUGUCCCCGGCAUCCCCCGCCACUCUGUCCGGAUCAUACAAUGCAGGUUCCUCAUCCUCCUGGGGACCCCGUGUGUGGAAGACAAUCGAUGAACACAUGUCGCUGAAGGAGUGUUCGAUCUAUUCGUAUUCCCCGGAAGAGGACCCAUCCGACGCCGACGAUGGGGCCAUUUGGAGUCUCCACUUCUUCUUCUUCAACCCACUCCGCAAACGUGUCUGCUACAUUUACCUCCGCGCCAUUCCCAUUCUCAGCCACACCCCCGACGACAUGGUCGCUACGCCAUCCGGCAAGCGCACCUACGACGAUGGAUACCUGACCCCGGACCUCAGUUCCAGCAAGCGGGCCAAAUUCUGGUUUGGCGAACGCGCCCGCUCCACUCUUAUCGCUAGUGAUAGUGAUGAUGAGAUGGACCGUCCGCCCCGGACUCGGCCUUCCGCGGAUGAAUACGACACCUACAUCAUCAGUGAUGAUGAGGAUCCUCUGCCACCCCGUCGUGGGGUGCGUGCUAUGAGUGAGGAGAUCGCGGAUUCCAUGGAGGUCUGA
Molecule: messenger RNA, 1422 nt
Organism: Penicillium olsonii
Lineage: Eukaryota; Fungi; Ascomycota; Eurotiomycetes; Eurotiales; Aspergillaceae
Source: the annotation of a GenBank genome assembly